Molecule: messenger RNA, 2086 nt
Organism: Cuscuta campestris
Lineage: Eukaryota; Viridiplantae; Streptophyta; Magnoliopsida; Solanales; Convolvulaceae
Source: the annotation of a GenBank genome assembly
GAGAAGACGAAGAAAGGAGAGAGAGAGAUCAGAGAGAGAGAGAGAGAGAUCAGUUUGUGGUCGUUACUUUCCGUUGAAGUGUAUAUACUCUGUACUGUGUGUGUGAAGCUUUAAGCCAUGGCGUCUGAUCAGGAGAUAGCGAAAGGGGUGGAGACGGUUCUCCGUCAGACAGACCCUAACGCCGUCAUCUCCCUAAACGGUGUCGUUCAGCAGCUGGAAGCUCAGCUCGGCAUGGACCUCUCUCACAAAGCCGCCUUCAUCAGCGACCAGAUCCACCUCCUCCGAUCAAAGACGCCGCCGGCGGCGGCGCAGCCGCAGCAGAACCCUAUGCACUCUAUGUACCCUUUUGCCCUCCGGAACCACCACCACCAAUUCCAAACCACCCAACCCCAACAGCACUUCUAUUCCCACUUUGCCCUUCAGCAGCAGCAGCAGCACUACCAGCACAACACUACUCCGCCGCUGCUGCCGCAGCAGAUCCUGCAAGUGACGAUGCAGCAGCCAGUGCCCCCAGCUCAGCCGCCACGGCCUGCUGUUGUUCGGGUCACAGCUGCUCAGAAUGUGGUUCAAAAUGCUUCUCCGGCUCCCAAGGAAAGUACUACUACUACUACUACCACUACUACUGCCGGGACCAAAAGAAGAGGAGGAGCAGGUGGGCUGAACAAAGUUUGCGCUGUGACACCUGAGCUUGAGGUCAUUGUUGGUCAGCCGGCACUUCCUAGAACCGAGAUUGUGAAGCAGCUGUGGGCAUACAUCAGGAACCACAACCUGCAGGAUCCUGGAAACAAAAGGAAAAUCAUCUGUGAUGAGGCCCUACGCUUAGUCUUUGAAACAGAUUGCACCGAUAUGUUCAAGAUGAAUAAGCUUCUGUCGAAACAUAUCCUCCCACUUGAUCCCACGAAAAUAUGUGCAGAACAACCAGGACAAGUUAAAAGAUUGAAGGUGGAGACUAAUUUGGAACCAAAUAAUUCAGAAUCUAGCUCGCACUCCGUGAUGAUAUCAGAUGCUCUUGCCAACUUCUUAGGAUCUUCAGAAAGAGAGAUGCUCCCAUCAGAGGCACUCCAGCGUGUCUUGGAGUAUAUAAAGGUUAACGACCAGGUGCAUGCUGAUGUAGCUUUAACUGUUAUGACAUGUUGCAUACUUGCAUCAACCACCAGUGCUAAAUUGCUGUGUUCUGAACAGUAGUUUCUGAAUUUUGCAUUUAUCUUCCAAGCCACUUUCUGUUUUUUGUGGUACAUCUAGUUUUUACAAGAAAGAACAUAAAUGCCACCACGCAGAGAACAGCACAUAGUAUCUUCAUGAUCUUCCUCUCUGUUUUAUCUCUCAAAACAAUUUGAGAAUUCAUCUUCUCCUUUGCAUGCAUCAAAAUAGACAUCAUUUUCUGCAAAAAAACACUUUUUCACUUCUGAGAUCACAUCUCUAAGAAAGUAAGAGUAUGCAAAAAUAUUAUUUGCUUACCAAUCUAAGUGGCUCGAUUUGAAAGAGUGGCUCCAUAAACAUCUCCACAUUCCUGAUUCCAUGAAUGUAGUAGGCUAGUAGCAUCAGCAAUCAUCCACCACACUAAAACUAGAUGUAGCAUGCCACAAACGUAAAUUUUUUACCUUAUCAUUACCUUCCCUUGAUAGACAUGACACAUAUGGAAGCUAAAACCUUUUCCCAGAGGAGCAUGCGUCUUUCUGCAUUCUGAAGACAUAAGAUGCCAUUAGGUUCAGAUAAUUUGAGAUUACCUUGAGCAGGCAAUAUGAUUAUUCUAUGUAAGAUUAUAGGGAUAUGGAAUUACCUAAAGAUGUUUGGUUCACAGGAUGUGACUAACUUGGAAUAGUCUAAAAUAUUUCCAAGGUAAUAUUACACUACCUAAGAUAACAGUGAUGUUAGAUUACCUAAGAAAUGUCACACUGUAACACUCCAUGAACCAAACAUCCAUUUUGAGAAACAGGAUUGGCUACCUAGUUUCCAUGAAACCCCAACAUCCAUUCCAGCAUGCAACGAGGGCUGCACCACAAACUCAAUGUUGUUCCCUAAGGAUUUAAUCAGAGACGAGAAGAACUCGAGUACUUGCUGCAGAAAUUAAAUGGCCAUCAAACGU